AAAAAAUAUGUAAAAACACCGGCUUUAAUUGCCUGGUUGGCAAUUUCCUCUAAAUCGUCAUAGAACAAAAUUCCCGAUCACUAUCCAACUAAUAGCUUUUGUUAUGGCGCCCAUCCAAGCCUGUUGGGCGCAAUUAAAAACCCAUUUCCAGCGGGGAUUUUAUCAAAAAAUCAUGCAAAUCCGGGCCGAGCCAUUAAUUUAUAAAACCCCAUUUUUUGCGAAAAGCAGCUCAUUACCAGCUAAACAGCACACAAUGAAUUUGGUUUGGGUGCUGCCUUUUCUUUGUUAUUUGCGCUUUAGCUGUGCCUGUAACGGCUACUCCAUUAAGCUGGUGAAGUACCAAAAUUGCGUGGAUGACAGCAUCAUCAAGCUACCAGCGAAGGAUUUUACCGUGAUUCUAGACAAAGAGUGCAACGUGUAUGGGAGCGGAUGUGUGGAAAUCACCAAAGACUUUACAACUGCUAAGGGAAAGUACCAAGCGAAAAAAGCGCCCCUUCCUUUGAUCGAGGGCGAGAUAAACUUGUGCGAACUUUCCGACCUGCUGAAAAAUACCCCCAACUUGGCUGAAGGGCUGGAUGUGAUGGGCAUUCCCACCAAAUGCCCAGUUAAGGCGAGGAAAAUCUGCAGCGGCACCGAAAACAAAUUCAGCCUGUUGAAGUACAAAAACCAAAUUGGGAUGGCUGCAGGAAAUUCGGAGUUUAAGAUCGAAAUCGAGCAUGACACCGGAAGAAGUUGCAUAGAAAUUCAUGCGAGCAUCAGCAAGGCAAGAAAAGGGUAGCAGGGUGCGUUUCAUGAAAUAAGUAUUUUCAAUAAACGCUACUAAUCUAUGA
Dendroctonus ponderosae (mountain pine beetle) is the source of this 830-nucleotide messenger RNA. RefSeq lists its product as uncharacterized. Lineage: Eukaryota; Metazoa; Arthropoda; Insecta; Coleoptera; Curculionidae. The transcript has 4 exons. The record is from RefSeq and is a predicted model, not a curated record. Bases 104 to 778 code for a protein of 224 amino acids.